Molecule: messenger RNA, 4199 nt
Organism: Helicoverpa armigera (cotton bollworm)
Lineage: Eukaryota; Metazoa; Arthropoda; Insecta; Lepidoptera; Noctuidae
Gene: Cep89
Product: Centrosomal protein 89kDa
Exons: 13
Coding region: 449-2650 (733 amino acids)
Biological process (GO): mitochondrion organization; chemical synaptic transmission; cilium assembly
Cellular component (GO): centriole; ciliary transition fiber
Source: RefSeq, a predicted model, not a curated record
UCUCCAUGACGACAAACUGUCAAACUGGCGCGGUGUUUACGUUUUUGAAUUAAAAGUAAAUCUUCUUAAUUCUAUUCAGAUUUAAAGAAUUUAAACUAUAAAAAAAUAAUUAGCAUUGACAAGUAAUAUAUUGAAUGCGCAACUAAGAUUUAACAGACCCUUGUCGCAAUAAUGCCUCGCGAAAGAUCGAAGGAAGUUUGCGAAAAAGUUGUGCAAAGUUUUAUCAAUAAAUGGAAGAAAAUUGCUCAAUUUUGUCCAGAAUUUUAUUGAAUUGCUCCAGUGACCUACUUCUGAACCAUCCCUUUGUUUCAUAACCAUUCUGUGUAAAUCUAAUUAUUGUACAGAGGUUUUAACCUAGGCUGAAGCAUCUUUCCUUCGUCUUUUUAUAUUUUUGUAAAAAAGAAGUGAAAAUGGCUAAGAUGCAAGACUGUCUCGUGAAAAGUUGACGAUGGAUGAGGACAUAGCAAAGCCAACAAACUAUGGAAGGGUAUCCAAGAAGUACGCUGGUACCUUAUCACCUAAAAAGCUAACAUUCUCCGGAAACUUCACAGAGAAGCACCAAGUGUUUGACAUAUCAGCACCGUUGCGGAGAGCAAGCAUGCGUCAGGAUAUAUUGGACCUUGUUGCUAGGAAGACAGAGUCUAGAAUUGAAGAAGCUAAAGGGUUGUCUGAUGAUAAUCCAAUGUAUGAGGAUCCUAGAGAUGUCAUUGGCGAAAAGCCAGCAAAGCCGCCUAGAAAGAGGACCAUCCAAGGCAUAGCGGUGGCCUCGCCCCGGUCCACUAAGGAAGGCAGGUCACUCCUCAAAGAGCAGAAAAGGAAGCUCACUAAGAAAUAUGAACAACUCAUCUCUUCAUUGAUGGAGAGGUGUGAAGAGAAUGUGGUGCAGCUAUCAGAAAAAGACUCCCAAAUUGCCAAAUUAAAGGAAAAACUGAAGUCUGUGCUAGAAUACAACAAACUGUUUGCCGAAGAGAAUGAUCAGUUACGCACUCAAUAUGACACUCUAGUCAAAUAUGCAGAAGAGUGUAAGAAGGUCAUUAAAGAAGAGAGGGAGAGGAACAGAGUUUUGGAUACCAGAGCGAAAGAGUUGCAGGAGAAGGUUAAGAAGUUUGAAUUGCCUGAUAGAGCAGAUCACGAGCCUUCAACAGCGAUACCCUUAGUAGAAGUAUGUAUGAGCUGCAGCAGCCGUCAGAUCAUAUUGAACCAAGCGAGGGAACAUAAUACCAGGUUACAGAAAGACAUGCAGGCGCUUAAAGAUGUUUUGUACAGAUUAAACGUGCAACUGUCUCGCUAUCAAGAGCGUUUACGCAGCAACAUACAGAAGAUGGCUGAGGAGAAGCCUGAGGCUGCAUUCAAGCCGGGAGACAGAUAUGAAGCGUUAGACUCACUGCUUACUGCCAGUUUGGGGUAUAAAGAAACACUAAAUACAGAUGAGGGACAGUCUAGGGUUGGUGCUGAAGAAACUCCUUACACCGGCAGAACGGUUGACUUGUCUGGUCUACUCAGCGCACAGGCUUUAGCACCCCUUUUUGAUGCAUAUCAAGAAAACUUACAAGAAAAGGACACUCUCAUACUAGACUACGAAAAACAGUUCGAAGCGAUCAACAAAAAGUCUAAAGCCAUAGUUUCUGAGAACAAAACAUUGACAGACAAACUGAAGAGUUUGGAGACAGAGUUGGUGGGAAUGAGACAGGGAUAUAAGAAGUUGGUAGUAGAGAAAGAGACGGCUGAUAUUGAGAAAGCUACGCUUGUUGAGAGAGCAGAGAGGGCGGAGUCUAAAUUGAAGGAGGUUUAUGAGUUGUAUGAGGAUAAAAUGUCAGCAAUGAUGCGUGACUAUGAAACAGUUCACCGUGAGUACUUCGCCGUGAAGAAUUCUCUAGAGAUGGCGGAGAAUAAGCUCGCACAGUUAGACGUACUGCGGUCCCGUACCGUGCCCGCUGACAUGCAUGAACGGAGGCUGGAACAUUGUAAGAGAUUACUAGAAGAACUAAAACACCAGUACAGCAUGGAGUCAGAACGCAAGACGGACCAACUGACCAAGACGCAGGAACAAAUGAAGAUAGUCGAAGACAAGUGCUCUAAACUGACGCAGGAGAAUGAGAACUUGAAGGAGGAAUUGGAAAAAGCGUUGAAGAAUGUCAGGUUAUACCGCAAAGCAGCAGUAAUAUUCCGUCAACGCCUAAAGUCAGCAUCAGCGCGCGUGACUCGCGCCCGCACUAGUGCAAGGAGAAAUAAGAAUAAUUCUGAGCCACUGCGACAAGCCAUGACUGCACUUGAUAGAAUUAAACAUGAGAUUAAGGCAGUAAAAUCCCGCGCCUACACGUCUCUGGAGGAGCUAGAACGUCGCAUAGUAGAACAGGAGCGUCGCGCUGCGCUCGCAGCUGCAGAGCACCGCCGGGAACUGGACCGAGCCGAGCUAGCUCUGCAGCACAAGGAGGCCAUUAUACGCAGUCUUAUUGAUAAAGUCGCUGAUGUUGAAGAAGUUAGACUAAGCCAAACCAACACCCAUCGUCUUCAAGGCAUAGUAUCGGACUCCUCACCCGAGAGGUCCCCUGAACCUUCCACUAAGAAGGAGACCAAACCUUCAGUCAAGCUGGUGCCUGGUCACGGAGGAUAUUUCCAAGAGAAAGAAGCCAAAAGAAAGGGGAAAUGAACUUCUAGAACUUUCUAGAUAAUACGCUAGCUUCUAACGAGUCAAAUUCUUUUAUUGAACUGUCAAAAGUGGUUGCUCUCUAAGCAGUAUGUAUGUCACAUAUUUUUAACAUCAAACUGUCAACUUAUAUUGUCGAAAAAAUAAUAAAAUCAAUAAUUAUUCAAUGAAAACGAUGAAUGCUAGCGACAUUAUUUUUAGAUGCGUUAUGAAUACUACACCGGAUGCAGGUCGCUUCCAACAGGUAUCUGUGGAGAUCUAAGGGGGAGGCCUAUGUUCAGCAGUGGACGUCCUAUGGCUGAGAUGAUGAUGAUGGCGAUAAUUUAUUUUUGUUCUAGUCAACUAUCCAAUUGUAGAACUAUACAGGAAUGAAUUUUAUCCAGUGCGCAAACUUUGUCAACUUAUAGUUAAAUAAGUUUUAUAGAUACGUAUAUUUUUAUUUUGUAGUGUUUUAGUACAAAAAAGAAAAGUUAUUGAUAUCGAAAGAUGUUUAUUUUGUAAGCGAUAGUACGUUCACAGACGUCAUAGUAGGCACGAAACCGGUUUACUGACGGAGCUCCGCUCGGCGCGCGUAAGAAUAGUCGGUAUCCAUAUUUUGCUGAUUUUACGGGGGACAAAAGAAUUAAAUUUUUUUUUUACUUAUGAUGCAGAUAUGUUCUGUUAACGAUUCUGGACCACCAGUUUUUUUUGCGCACUGCUUAAAAUUCAUUCCUGUAUUGAACAAUUCUAUAUCAGUCUUGAACAAAUCUUAUGAACGAUCUAGUCAAAAUAUAGGUUCCUUCAGUAUUAACAUAUUGCAAUGAAUUAAAAAUUAAAAAAAAAUUAAAUGUAUAUGAAAAUAUUUAUGACAAUAUAAUUAUAUGAGGCACGUUUUAGUGUAGAUCAGAUAUUUGUACACAUUUAUAAAUUCAUAUUAUAACAGCAUACAACUUUAUAUGUAUGUAUAUUAGCUUCUGGCAGCGGCUUCACCCAGGGACUCUGGAAACUACUAAGCACAUACGGAUAAAAACCCUUUGAUAAAUGGGCCAUGUAACACUGAAAGAUUUUUUCAAUAAGGUCCAGUAGUUUCUGAGAUUAGUGCGCUCAAACAAACCAAUAUGCAAACUCUUCAGUUAUGUAAUACAAGUAUAGAUAAGUAUUUAUACGCUUUUAUCAUAAAUCGUAAAAUUGCUGUACUUAUUUCAUGAUAUUCAGUGCGCAUAAAUAGAAUGCGGCGUAGAAUUUUUAAAAUAUGGUAGCUCUUAAACUGCCUAUAGUUUUAUUAUAUUGUAAAUAGGUUCCUAUUCGUAGUUAUUAUAUAAUUUUGUGUACCCUGAAAGUAUUGGAUAUUGUAAUUUUAUAACGAUUAGGUAUAAUGUACCUACUUUCUGUGAAAAUCGUUUUGCACGUUUUAAUUUACUAUCUACUUAUGUUUACUAAGUUAGUGAGAUUGCAGUUUCGUGUAACAUUUACUACGAACAAUAUUUAUGAAUAAAAACAUUGUCUAAAACUAACUUUGUUAUUACAGUAAUUCAUGACACAUUAAUAGUUUACGAUACUUUACUGUUACUCA